Paramecium tetraurelia is the source of this 1842-nucleotide messenger RNA. RefSeq lists its product as uncharacterized. Gene Ontology annotation, biological process: peptidyl-serine phosphorylation; peptidyl-threonine phosphorylation. The transcript has 4 exons. The record is from RefSeq and is a predicted model, not a curated record. NCBI's taxonomy places the organism in Eukaryota, Ciliophora, Oligohymenophorea, Peniculida, Parameciidae. Gene Ontology annotation, molecular function: protein serine/threonine/tyrosine kinase activity; ATP binding; protein serine/threonine kinase activity.
AUGCGUUAUCCGAUGACCAACAAGCACUCGUCUCCAUCGGGAUCGCCAAGGAAGAGGUUGUUUUCAGCGAAGAGAGUGGGAAGUAAGGAACAACAAUAACAGAAAUGCAAAGUUACUGCUUCUAUAAAAACUGGAUCAUCGAUAGAAACAUUAAAGGAAGUGUUAUUGAAACAGACACAACUGAGUAAUAAGCAUGCGAACAACUUGAAUUAUUUUGUGCAGAAUAACAAGAGAGAGAGUUAGAAUAAAUUGGAUACGAAGACGAGUGAUUCCACAGAGAGAGUAAAUAUACGACAAGGCACAUUGUCUAAGGAAAAAACAACAAUUUCUGAAUUGACAACAAAAAAAACUAGUAUAACCAGAAGUGAGUUUGAAUGGAAUAAAUGUUAAUUGCCCCUUACUCCCCAGGUUUGUUUGGCUAAGUACGGUUACGCAUUGACGGAAUUUGAAAAGACCGAGAUUCUGACAUUUAAGAGAAUUUAUUGUAUAGGAAUAAAUGCCAAGAAAAUAUCAUAAACAUAAAAUAAUUUCAAUGACGGAUUCGACAACUCCCAAGGAGAAUACCUCUAUGCAUUGCAUGAUCACAUUGGUUAUAGAUAUGAAUUGUUGGAACAUGUAGGAUCUGGCAGUUUUGGACAAGCAUUCAAAGUCUUUGAUCACAAGAGACAACAAGUCCUCUGUUUGAAAGUCAUCAGAAACCAGAAGAAGUUCUAGAAUCAAGCUUUGGUUGAGUUGAACAUCCUCUCCUUCAUCCGAGACAAGGAUGAGGAGAACAUCACAAACAUAGUCAAAAUCAAAGACUUUGUGAUCUUCAGAAAUCACGUGUGCAUAAUAUGUGAACUCUUGUCACUGAAUUUGUACGAACUCAUUAAGAAUAACAACUACCAAGGCUUAUCAUUAGAACUCAUCCGUAGAUUUGCCAUUCAAAUACUCAACGCCCUCAACUUUCUGUACAAACAUAAGAUUAUCCAUUGCGAUCUCAAACCAGAGAACAUCCUCUUAAAGUAACCCAACAAGAGUGGCAUCAAGAUAAUUGAUUUCGGCAGCAGUUGCUUUGAAAAUGAAAGAAUCUAUAGUUACAUCUAAUCCAGAUAUUACAGAGCUCCAGAAGUCAUUUUUGGCAUUCCAUAUGACAUGGGUAUAGACAUGUGGAGCUUUGGGUGUAUAAUGGCUGAGUUGUACAUAGGUUAUCCUAUUUUUCCUGGUGAGAAUGAACAAGAACAAAUUGCUUAUAUUAUGGAAGUCAAGGGAGUCCCAGAUCAAUCCUUGAUUGAGAAAGCUACCAGGAAGAAACACUUUUUCACUUCCAGUACACCUUAUCAGCCAUUGCCUUAUAAGAGUAAGAGAGGUAAAGUAAGAGUUCCCAAAUCAAAAGACCUAUAAUAAGUCAUGAAAUGUCAGGAUAAAUUGUUCAUUGACUUUCUGGAUAAUUGUUUCAAUUGGGAUCCUCAGUAAAGAAUGAAACCCAUAGAUGCUUUGAUGCAUUAAUGGAUUCUGGAGGGAUUACCCAAAGAGAUACGAUCACAACACAUCAAAUAUUUAGAAUCCGAACAGAUGACUUAAAAGGUGUUCUUUAAAAAUAAUGAAACUAUUCGCCAUCAUCACAUCUCUGAACCUGAAAUGGAAAAAAAGAAAUCCAGCAGUAGUUAUAGUUAGAAGAAGUCGAAGGACAAAGAUAUAACUCUCACUCUCUAUGGAAAUCUUAAUAAUGACACUACUCCACAAAACAAGCGCAUUCUAUCAUAAUCAUUUCAUACGUCCAAAAAUGGAAGUAAUUAAAAGUAUUAACAGUAUUUUCCUGGAACAACAAAAAAUUAACCCUUAAAAUACAAGUUUUAUUGA